This is a messenger RNA of Salvelinus fontinalis (brook trout), 8107 nucleotides long. RefSeq names its product zinc finger protein 892-like. Gene Ontology annotation, molecular function: DNA-binding transcription repressor activity, RNA polymerase II-specific. The record is from RefSeq and is a predicted model, not a curated record. NCBI's taxonomy places the organism in Eukaryota, Metazoa, Chordata, Actinopteri, Salmoniformes, Salmonidae. The transcript has 6 exons. Gene Ontology annotation, biological process: negative regulation of transcription by RNA polymerase II. Bases 1403 to 2731 code for a protein of 442 amino acids.
GAAAACUGAGUUAAAAUGUAUUUGGCUAAGGUGUAUGUUAACUUCCGACUUCAACUGUACAUGUACACUACACCUAAUCAUUGAAGGGUUUUUCUUUAUUUUUUACUAUAUUCUACGUCGUAAAAUAAUUGUGAAGACAUCAAAACUAUGAAAUAACAGAUAUGGAAUCAUUUAGUAACCAAAAAAGUGUUAAACAAAUCAAAAUAUAUUUUAUGUUUGAGAUUCUUCAAAUAGCCACUGUUUGCCUUGAUGACAGCUUUGCACAGUCUUGGCAUGCUCUCAACCAGCUUUAUAAGGAAGUCACCUGGAAUGUAUUUCCAUUAACAGGUGUGCCUUCUUAAAAGUUAAUUUGUGGAAUUUCUUUCCUUCUUAAUGUGUUUGAGCCAAUCAGUGUUGUGACAAGGUUGGGGGGCGGUAUACAGAAGAUAGCCCUAUUUGGUAAAAUACCAAGUCCUUUUUAUGGCAAGAACAGAUCAAAUAAGGAAAGAGAAACGACAGUCCAUCAUUACUUUAAGACAUGAAGGUCAGGAGGGGACUGAGCAGGAGAGGACUGAGCACACACCCCUGAGGGUCCCCGUGUUGAGGAUCAGAGUAGCGUGUUGUUACCUACCCUUACCACCUGGGGGCGCCCGUCAGGAAGUCCAGGAUCCAGUUGCAGAGGGAGGUGUUUAGUCCCAGAGUCCUUAGCUUAUUGAUGAGCUUUGAGAGCACUAUGGUGUUGAACGCUGAGCUGUAGUCAAUGACUAGCAUUCUCUCAUAGGUGUUCCUUUUGUCCAGGUGAGAAAGGGCAGUGCUGGAGUGCAAUAAGAGAUGGCAUCUUCGGUGGAUCUGUUGGAGCGGUAUACAUAUUGGAGUGGGUCUAGGUUUUCUGGGAUAAUGGUGUUGAUGUGAUCUAUGACCAGCCUUUCAAAGCACUUCAUGGCUACAGAUGUGAGUUCUAUGGGUCGGUAGUCAUUUAGGCAGGUUACCUUAGUGUUCUCGGGCACAGGGACUAUGGUGGUCUGCUUAAAACUAGAGGUUGACCGAUUAAUCGGAAUGGCCGAUUAAUUCGAGCCGAUUUCAAGUUUUCAUAACAAUCGGAAAUCGGUAUUUUUGGACACCGAUUUGGCUGGGUUUUUUUUUUAUUAAAAAAAUGUAAAAAAUGUACACCUUUAUUUAACUAGGCAAGUCAGUUAAGAAACAUUCUUAUUUUCAAUGAAGGCCUAGGUGGGUUAACUGCCUUGUUCAGGGACAGAACAACAGAUUUUUACCUUGUCAGCUCGGGGAUUCAAUCCUGCAAACUUACGGUUAACUAGUCCAACGCUCUAACCACCUGCUUUACAUUGCACUCCACGAGGAGCCUGCCUGUUACGCGAAUGCAGUAAGAAGCCAUGGUCACGAGUCUGUUCAUCAUCUACUGAAGAUGGAUCCAAUGGAUAAAUAUAGGACAUAUGAAAGCAGUGGUCAACCAGAAGGGCUUUUUGAUCACUCACUGCAUUGGAGUGAGGUUAAAGAGGAGGCUGAAGAAUGUCCGAUUUCAGCUGUGUCGUUAGGAGUUGAAACAUCCCAGGUCUGUCCAAACGUGGACCCUGAUGAACAAGAUCCCUCAUUUAGCACAGUUUCAGACAUCUAUGGUGCCACAGAGCAAGAGCAUGGACAUAAAGGCAUGACAUAUCUCAAAGUAAAGGUGCUGCAUUCUCCAGUCCCAGUCAAAGAGGAGUCUGAAGAAUGCUCCCUUCUGCCAGUAGAUGAAGAGGAAGUUGCCUUAAUUACAGUGAAGAAAGAAGAGAAUGAAGACUGGUUGAAGUCAGAAGAUGAGGAUGUUGUGAAAGUGCCAGUGCCUUGGGAACCGUUGGAAACAUCAUGCUCAGAUACAGAGGAUACAGAGGACAGUGAGAUGGAAAGUGAUAAUGUGAAAGACUGUGAAAACCUUGAGAGUGACAUUUCAGGAGGUUUAAAGAUUGAAGAUUGUAGCAGGAUUGAUCCAGUGAUGAUGCCAGUUACAGAUGUGAAAGCUAAUGCUGUCGAUUUCAGUGAAUCUAAAGGGGGGUCCUCCUUCUACCCAUGCCCCCAUUGUACACUUGGUUUCACCAUAGAACGUUUUUUCCAUGGGCAUCUCAAGAGGGCCCACCCUGAAGAGUACAUUGCUCUGCUGAAGUCUGGGGAAAUAAUAGCAACAAAAAAGAAGUGUUCACAGCUGCCCCCAGCCACAUGCCCGCAAUGUGGCAAGAGCUUCUCCAAUAAAUAUGUUAUGGAAAAGCAUCAGAGGAGUCAUACAGGAGAGAAACCAUAUCACUGUGCAGACUGUGGGAAAAGCUACGUCUUCGCUGAUUCACUCAAAAAACAUAAAAAAAGAUGUGGGAAAGGAUUCCGAAGACAAACCCAUCUGACCAGCCAUGAAACGAUCCCCACAGGAGAGAGACCAUAUAAAUGCUCUCAGUGUGGAAAAGGAUACCGAACACCAGCCAGUCUAAAAGCACACCAGAAAACCCACCCAGGAGAAAAGCCUUAUCAGUGCUCUCAGUGUGACAAAUGUUUCGGCUUUUCCAGAGACCUUAAGAGACACAGAUGGACUCACACUAGUGAGAGACCAUAUAAAUGCUUUGAGUGUGGCAAAGGAUUCGUCGAACAAACCCAACUGACUAGCCAUGAGCUUAUCCACACAGGAGAGAGACCGUAUAAAUGCUCUCAGUGUGCAAAAGGAUACCGAAGACCAGCCCAUCUAAAAAGACAUAAAAUGACUCACACUUAAAGAUUGCCUCAGGGGUAAGAAGUAAUUCUACUGGCUGGAAGAUUUGAUAACUUUGAACUUUGAUAUGCCUGUAGAGUAUAUUAACUCUGGAACUUUAAUAUUCCCGUAGUAUAUAUGUUAUGUAAAGUUCAACAAAAUAUUGGAAAAUUUGCUACAUUGAAAAUGUAUGAAGAUAUUUAUAUUUUAAAAUAUUUAUAAAAUAAUGUUAGAAAUUGUUAUUUAAAUCUAAAUAUUACUCAUAUUACAGAGCAAGCGGUAAAGCUUCAUAUCACACCAAUUUUGGUUUUGUAGCAUCUACAGAUGAAACAUUAUGGAGUUUUAUAGGAGGCCUACUGUAGGUAAGGCCAAAUUGUCACAAAUAUUCCAACUUCAAUUCAUGUUUUCUCAAUUAUGCUUUAAGAUGCAAAUAUCAAAUAUAGGUCAACAAUGCUUCCUCCAAAGGACCCUUCUAUGGAUUAAAUUUCAUGAAAAUCCCCCCAUUUUGUUUUUGUUCUAGUUUAUCAGUGCUCUGUGACAAAUGUUUUGAUUUUUAUAGAGAUCUUACAAGACACAUACAGGCGAUGGGGCGUGAGCCAGUUGCCCACUCUGUCCAAUGGCAAAGUUGGCACAAAACAAAAUUGACGUAAUUAAGCAUGUGUAGUAAUGAGUAGGAUUCUGUGUAUUCCCAUGCAAAUAGUGAUUGCUUUUUAUAAAAAUGAGUUAUCUGCCAUCCUAAUGAUAACCCAUUUAUUUUUUGGAAAAGAGAUGUAUGUUUCUGGAAGAUGCGUCAUGCUGUCUUGUUGUGACAACAUGACCGAACAUCGCACAUUAGGCUACUUUUCGAUUUGAGAAGGGCGCUCUUCCCUACCCGCUUUCGACCAAUGACGUCAUGGGCCAGUGUAAAAGAACUCCCUCAAUUUGAAAAAUGUUGCGGUAGGAAAUGGUAAUUGACAUACCAACAGAGGAAACACAGCAUUGAGGCCUUACCACUGCUCUGAGUGUGGACAGAGCUUUAACUUAAGGGGGAUCUUUAAAUACCACCAGCAGAGCCACACAGGGAAGAAGACGUUUCACUGCACUCAGUGUGACAAGAGUUUCUCCUCAUUCACAGUCGAACCAAAACACUGGUCUGCUCUUACAGUGGGAAAGAGUUUAACCAGGAUGGGAACUUAAAAAAACGUCACCAAGGAUUCUGUAUAAAGACAUUAGAACACCCCCAUCUGUGGAAGUACAGAUAUGAUCUUUAGUGAGUAGGUGUAAUCGGAAUUGUUAAGUCUGUUACUAUUGGUACGUUGGUCUCUAGUUCAAAAUCAUUGAAGAUAGGCAUGUUCGUUCUCUGACACAACUGGGUCUUUCUAUAAAUAAUGAGGCCAAUGUGUGACAUUGGGAUCAAAUUUUUAAAAUAAAAAUGAUUUUCAUGCAGUUCCACAUGUGUACUUAGAGGAAUAAAAGUGAAUAUGUGCAAAUUGACAUACAUCCUUUAAGCAGGCUUUAUACAGACAUUGGGAAGUCAAAUUCAAGGACUUUCAGGGAAUUCCUCAAGCACUUAAUUGAAAUUUUCAAGAACCUCAAUGUUAUACAAUUGUAUAAUUUAUAUAAUUGUACACAUAGGACCUAAUAUUGACCCCCACCAAAAAAAUAAUGCAAAAACUGUUUUUUAAAAAAGAAGGCCAUUAUGCCUGACUUAAUAGAUUGGAUGCAUUCCGAUUUUUCUGUAGCUGACGACGCAGGCACACAUAAUAAUGCCAUGAAUAGCAUAAGCAUUACAUUUCAGUCAUUUAGCAGACACUCUUAUCCAGAGCAACUUACAGUAGAGUGCAUACAUUUUAUUACAUUUUACAUACUGAGACAAGGAUAUCCCUACCGGCCAAACCCUCCCUAACGACACUAUGCCAAUUGUGCGUCGCCCCACGGACCUCCCGGUUGCGGCCGGCUGCGACAGAGCCUGGGCGCGAACCCAGAUACUCUGGUGGCACAGCUAGCACUGCGAUGCAGUGCCCUAGACCACUGCGCCACCCAGGAGGACAUUAAUCUCACCAUUUGAAUCUCGCCAUCGCUCUUUUUAUACUGAACAAAAAUACAAACGCGAAAUGUAAAGUGUUGUUCUCAUGUUUCAUGAGCUGACAUAAAAGAUUCCAGAAAUCAUUCAUACGCACAAAAAGCUUAUUUCUCUAAAUAAAAUUGCACAGAUUUGUUUACAUCCCUGUUUGUAAGCGUUUGUCCUUUGCCAAAAAUAAUCCAUCCACUUGACAGGUGUGGCAUAUCAAGAAGCUGAUUAAAUGGCAUGAUCAUUACACAGGUGCACCUUGUGCUGGGGACAAUAAAAGGCCUCUCUAAAAUGUGCAGUUUUGUCACACAACACAAUACCAUAUCAAAUCAAAAUCAAAUCAAAUGUAUUUAUAUAGCCCUUCUUACAUCAGCUGAUAUCUCAAAGUGCUGUACAGAAACCCAGCCUAAAACCCCAAACAGCAAGCAAUGCAGGUGUAGAAGCACGGUGGCUAGGAAAAACUCCCUAGAAAGGCCAAAACCUAGGAAGAAACCUAGAGAGGAACCAGGCAAUGAGGGGUGGCCAGUCCUCUUCUGGCUGUGCCGGGUGGAGAUUAUAACAGAACAUGGCCAAGAUGUUCAAAUGUUCAUAAAUGACCAGCAUGGUCAAAUAAUAAUAAUCACAGUAGUUGUCGAGGGUGCAGCAAUCAGCACCUCAGGAGUAAAUGUCAGUUGGCUUUUCAUUGCCGAUCAUUCAGAGUAUCUUUACCACUCCUGCUGUCUCUAGAGAGUUGAAAACAGCAGGUCUGGGACAGGUAGCACGUCCGGUGAACAGGUCAGGGUUCCAUAGCCGCAGAGGCCAUAGAGGUCUCAGGUUUUGAGGGAGCGUGCAAUUGGCAUGCUGACUGCAGGAAUGUCCACCAGAGCUAUUGCCAGAGAAUUUAAUGUUUGUUUCUCUACCAUAACCGCCUCCAACAUCGUUUUAGAGAAUUUGGCAACCUCAGACCACUCACAACUCAUUCUGAUUUGCUGGGCCUGGCUCCCCAGUGGGUGGGCCUGGCUUCCAAGUGGGUGGACCUAUGCCCUCCCAGGCCCACCCAUGACUGCGCCCUUGCCCAGUCAUGUGAAAUCCAUAGAUUAGGGCCUAAUGAAUUUAUUUAAAUUGACUGAUUUCCUUCUAUGAACUGUAACUCAGUAAAAUCUUUGAAAUUGUUGUGUUUAUAUUUUUGUUCAGUAUAUAAUGAAAAGGUGACCAAAAAACAGAUUCCUAUUUUAAGGGAUGGAUUUGUAUGGAAAGCCAAGUGGAAGGGAACAUUAGAUGUCAUCAUCAUAAUAACCGCGCGUGGUUUUACCGCAACAGAAUAGUACCCUUCAAAUGAAGCAGCGGGAAACUAAUGAGUGUCCACAUCUCCCACAAUCAUGGAUAAUUAUAAGGAAGCAGGAGAACUUAUAAAUUGGCUACAAUAAUUACAUGGAUUUUGAUGUACAACAACAAUAUACCAAUGAAGAGAUUUACAGGAUAUGGUGCAGGUUAACUGUUCUCUUAGCAUUUGUGGAAAUGUAAAAAAUGUUGUCCAUCGGGGAGAAUCUUUCUGCUCAGUAAUUAUUAUUUUUUGUUAUUAUUUUUUGCAGCUUUUUCUUUUGUUGUUACAUGUACAUUCUGCACACAUUUUAAUAGUAAUUUUUUCUUCUUCUGUUUUUACAUAGCAAGAAUAAAGUAAUUUGAUAUUUUUAUAUGCAUGUAGAUAGAUAAUACUUAUACAUUGUACAUUGUGUUUUCAGUCAUAACUAUUAUAGAACAUGAGCUUUUAAACCCAUCCCUCACCUACUCUGUCCAUCCCACCUAUCUCUGUAAACCGCCCUCUUUUGAUUUACAUGUGCCAUAUAUUUUUCAACUGUGCUGUGAUGUUUCACAUAUUCUGAACCUGUCUAAUCGCGUAGUAUCUACAGAUUUUAAGUUUAAGAUAAAUAUCUGUACUAAAAGUAUUAUAUUGUUGAUUGACUAUGGUUUUCCAAAUCUCCCAACAGUGCUAUUUUUUGGGGUUCAUUUUAGAACAUUUUUGUGAUUUUUCAGCCAUUCCUGAACCUGUGACCAGAAGCAAGCUACAUAGGGGCAAUAAAAAAAUAAGUGAUCUAAUGAUUCAAUCUCUUCAUAGAAAAAUCUGCAGAGCUGAGAUGGUUUUAUGCCCCAUGUAAGCAUGUACAUAACAUUCUGUUUGUGGCAAGCGUUUUGCAUAAUAAUUUAAAUGGAAAAACUCUGUUUUGAAUCAAGCUUUGUUUUGCAUAUCAGUUCAUUAAUUAACCAUGUGCCACGGAAUAGUAAAUAUGUUUAGUUAUACAGUAUUUAAAAUCACAGCCUCUUGGUUCACAGCAUUAUGAUAUUUCUGCUACACCACCAAAACUGUAUUCCUGCACUUUGGAAUUCAAAGUAAAUCUCAGCUUUGUUAAAUUUACACCAAAGAAAAACUAUGAUAUUGUAUUGAUCAUAGUGAUUCAGGAGUAACAUUGAAACAGAAUAAUAUGCCCCAUCAACAUUAUACAACUAUACAGAAACCCUCAAAUUGCUGAAAUAAAUCAAUGAAAUCAGGGAUGAGAGAAUAGUCAGAUUAACUGAUUAACUAAAAUAGCAGUGCAGAUGGCACUAUUUAUCUAAAUGCUAGAUGUACUAUAGUCAAUGAAUGUGUAGGGAAAUGCUACAGACAUUAUUGCUCAACAGAAAGAUCGGAACACCUCAAAUCCAGAGGCUAUGAGUUCCCCAGGUGGUGUUAUAUUUUAGAUGAACAGCGUACCACUUACUUUAAAAUCACCAUAUCAUUACUAUACUUAUAAUGGUUUACGAUGGUUUGGGACCAUCACGUGACAUCCUGACGACUGGUAAAACAAAAGUCUUGCAUCCACGUGCUAAUCUACGUUACUUUUGCACCUAGCUCAUACCCGGGAGGCAGCCCGUUUCCAAAAUGAGUGCAAUCCCUUUUUUCCCGGGGAAAACUUCUCCCGCUUGGGCGACCUGUGUCAGAUAAUCAAAUCCAUUCAAUAUCUCACAUUUAUUUAACAUGAGAUCAUGUUCUCACAUAUGCUCACAUGUUGUCAAGUGUAGUUUCAUGUUAUCACAUUGCUUCACAUGUUGGACAUGUUAUCACAUUAACUUCACAGGUGAUCACACAAGAUCUCACUUGUUCACAUGUGGAAUGCAUUUGUUUUUUCCAUAAUGGACACCACAAACAUUCAAUUUUUUAGUCCAGAUGUUGUUUAGUUGUCUGAUAUUGUUUAGUUGAGAAGUGCCAAUUAAUGGAAUGUUAAAAUAAUAAAACAAAAAAUUAUUUGUAUUAUUAUUUUAUUAUUUCUGCUGCACAAAAUGUUAAACAUGGCAAUGUUGUUCUCAUGUUCUCAAUAAAGGCUUUCAAUAUUUCA